Molecule: messenger RNA, 3145 nt
Organism: Vidua chalybeata
Lineage: Eukaryota; Metazoa; Chordata; Aves; Passeriformes; Viduidae
Gene: VWA1
Product: von Willebrand factor A domain containing 1
Exons: 7
Coding region: 95-1603 (502 amino acids)
Molecular function (GO): protein binding
Source: RefSeq, a predicted model, not a curated record
GGACCCGGACUAUGACUGAUCUCGGGCUUUUGGCGUGCCCCCACAGAGCCCCGGCCGUGGAUUUAAGGUAGUUUGGCCAGGACCAGGCUCUGCUAUGUUGGCCAAGGUGGUGCUUUCCCUUUUUCUGUGGCUGCGGUUUGCUGCGGGACAGGACGCACCUGAGGCAGGUGCCCAGCCAUCCAUCUCCAACGCAGAGGGGGACCUCCUCUUCCUGCUGGACAGCUCUGCCAGCGUCUCCCACUAUGAGUUCUCCAAAGUCAAGGAAUUCAUGUGGGACCUUUUGCACCCUUUCACCUUUGGCCCUAGGGACAUCCAGACCAGCAUCAUCCACAUCAGCACCACGCCCACCAUGGAGUUCCCGUUUGACCGGCACCUGACCAGUGGCACCGUGAGAAAAGCCAUCAGGGACACGCGGCAGCUCAUGGGUGACACCAACACGGGCAAAGCGCUGUCCUACGCCAAGGAAAAGCUCUUUAGUGGCGAGGCUGGGGCCCGGCCAGACGUGCCCAAGGUGCUGGUGUGGGUGACAGAUGGCUUCUCCACGGACGACAUCUCCGAGCCCAUGCAGCUGCUGAAGGACAUGGGCGUGACCGUGUUCAUUGUCAGCACCGGCCGCGGCAACUUCCUGGAGCUCUCGGCCGCCGCCAGCCAGCCCUCGGACAAACACCUGCACUUUGUGGACGUGGAUGACCUGCCCAUCAUCACCAAGGAGCUCAGGGAUGGCAUCCUGGAUGCCAUCCAAGCCAACCGGCUCCACGCCACAGACGUCACCUCCAGCAGCUUCCGCCUGGUGUGGCCCAAGCUCCUGUCCCAGGAAACCGGCUACUACAGCCUGGAGUAUGGCCCCAGAGCUGAUCCAGCACGGAGGAGCACGCAGCAGGUGUCUGGGGCUCACAGCAGCCUCGUGCUCAGCGACCUCGCACCAGAAACCACCUACGAGGUGGCUCUGAUCCCUGAAUCCAACGUGCACUACUUCCCCCCCCAGACCACCAGGGUCACGACACUGGCAGAGGAAAUCAGCCCAGUUCAGGUUCUCAUCUCGGAGUCUGGGCCUCGCAGCUUCCACGUCAGCUGGGCUCCUGUGCUGGACAGCGUGGCCAGCUACCAGGUCCUGUAUGGGCCACUCCCAGGGAACUCAGUCAAGGUGCUGCAGGUGGAUGGGAGGCACAACAGCACCGUGGUGGAGCACCUGGCACCCAACACCACCUACCUGGUGACAGUGACUGCAAUCUAUAGAUCUGGCAAGGAGAAAUCCCUGUCAGCCAAGGCCUGCACCCAGGAAGAGGGCUCCAGGGUGAGGCACCUCCGCUUCGAGGACGUGGGUCCCAACAGCCUGCGAGCCUCCUGGGACUCUGCCCAGGGCGCCGUGCUGGGUUACCGGGUGCGCUGCCGGCGGCAGAGCGGCCGCUCCUCCGUGCUCAGCGUGUCCCCGCAGGUGCACAGCGUGCUGCUCAACGACCUGCCCUCGGGCACCAGGGGCAAGGUGUGUGUGCAGCCUGUGUACAGCAACCAGCCUGGCAAGAGGCUCUGCCGCAGCGUGCACAGGCAGCCAGCUACAGAGGCCCAAGGAUACAGGCACAGAGAGCGUGACAGACCGCAGUGAGCUGACUCCCAGCAGAGCAAAGGUCUUGAAUGGACAAGGAUUUGGACAAAAAGGAGGAGCCAGGGGAGGAACAACCUCAUCUCCCAGCCUGUGCUGUCCAUUGAGGUGUCCUGCUUGUCCAGCCUGUCCCCAGCCAAGCUCUGCCAGGGUUUAAAAGGCUUGGCCUGGCUGGAUGGAACAACCAAAGUGACUAAAAGAUGCCAAAUCUGUCCCCAUUUCAUGCAAACACAAGUAACAAACAGAAGGCCAAGUGGUGGAUCCUCACUGUUGCUUGCUUGCUGCCUGUUCUCUAUCUAUUCAAGGUCAAUCCUGAUUUAUUUCUUUUUUUGCAGCUUAUGAGCACAUUCAGGACUUGGUUGUUCAUCUCAGAGAAAGAUUCCACGUGGCCAAAUCCAUUCCUGCUGCCAACAGCCAGGGAACCUGGAGGGUGAGAGAGCAGGAACCCCAAAAUCCUGGGAAUGUGCUUCCCCAGCAGGACCCUCCAGGGCUCUCAGCUGAGCUCCAGGUGGAGCUGAGAGUCCAGAAAAGCCAGACAGGACCAUCUAAAGCACUUAUUUUUGUUUCUGUGGUCCUGCCUGGAUCAUUGCUCUGGCAUUCCUGCAACCCCUUUUCACAAAUGGGAGCGCUGCUGUCCUCGUGGAGAUUAAUUAACCUGUUCUGUGGCUAAUUACAGGCAAUAAGUCUCCAGCACUAUCAUUCCUCUGCACUCUGAACACACACAGCACAUCUCUGGUGUCUUGUCUUGGGCUUCCACCCAGUGCUAAGCUUGAGCUACACUUAAAAAUCAGGGGUUUUAAGGGAGAAGAGUAAAUCUGAUUAUUUCCCUUUGCCCCUAAGCUUGAACUCACUGUCUCUAAGCCACUCUGGAAAGGGGAGCUGGGGAAAAAAAACCAAACAAACAAAUUAAUUAUAAAUACCUAGUGACCAAGCAAAUGGUUUCAAAGUUCAGGGCUUAGGGCUGUAAAGAAAUGUAGAUAUUUCUCUGCUAAACCCCAGCACCAGUGGGAACACCCUCCCUCAGUAACUCUUGCUCUGUUUUAAAUUUAUUGCUUGUUUGUCCUACAUGUGGAACUCGGUUUUGAAGCAGUGCUGUUUGUUGGAGGGCCCCAUGCAGCCUCACAAACCCUUCUUAAAACAGCUCCUUUUGGGGUCGAGAGGAACUUUUAUCCCCAACUUUGUCCCCUGAGAGCUGAACCCUUCAUCUCCACCUUUCUGGAGCAUUUUUUUCCUUGGGCUGCCUUGUUCAGGAGAGAGAAGGGAGGUGAGUCACUCAUUAACUCCAUAAAGAGAUUUUCACAUGAUUUGUGUCCUCCUUUGGAACGUGCAUUUGUGACUGAUUAAUCUCAGUCACAAAUGAGAUUUGUGCUGAAGGGAUCACAAAGCCCCUGGAACUGCUCAUGCAAUAAGAUGGUUUUGUUUCUUCUUGCUGUAGGACAGAAAUUAAGUUUGCACAACUCCCUGCAUAGUUUAUUAAUGCAUUAAUUUUCAUCCCCCCCCAGUUGUAACACACCCUUUUGAAGACAAUUAAAUAUAAAUACAAGA